AUGUGUCCUGCUCUCUCACCUCGUCCAGCACCGACAAGCGUUCAUGAUCUUCGGCCAGAUGACAUAAAAGUGAUGGGUGCCUUAGGUGACAGUAUUACUGCAGGAUUUGGUAUAAUGGGAGUGAACUUGUCUCAGCCUCCGUUGUUAGCAGCAUUUAAUUCAUUCAACGAAUACCGUGGAUUGAGUUACAGUAUAGGAGGAGAUGAGGGCGCUUUAACAGUUCCGAACUAUAUGAAGCAUUAUCAACCAAACUUAAAAGGAUAUUCGAUUGAUAGCCAUAUUGCCCUUUAUUGCAGUGUCAAUAGUUGUCCCGGAAGAUAUAUACCUGAAAAAGAUCGGCUUAACGCAGCCUUAAGUGGUUCACUCUCUAUAAACUUGCAGCAUCAGUUGGAUUAUUUAAUACCUGAGAUGCAUAAUAUUGCAGGAAUAGAUUUUCAGAACGACUGGAAAAUGAUCAACAUUCAAAUAGGAAGUAACGAUAUGUGUAGUUCAUGUGAUCGUAGAUAUACAAACAUUACUACACCAGAUCAAUUCGCCAGCCAUAUGGACGCUGCUGUUGAAAGGAUUAUAACAAAUGUCCCUCGCGUACUGGUUAAUGUCAUCGGCGCCUUUAAUGUAUCUCAGCUAUUUCCUGUUACUGCUGGACAGGCUUACUGUCGUCCGAAAAAUAAUGAUACAAGUACCAUCGGGAAUAGAAGAGAAUGUAGCUGUGGCUCUACUCCAGGUGGCCUAGAAUAUAUGGAUUACCUUGCAGUUGAGUACAACAAGAGACUAUUUAGUAUUUAUCAAAAAUAUCAACAAAACAAAAAUGAUAGCUUUGCUGUUGUCUAUCAGCAUAGCAAUUUAAACAUGACAAGCUUUCCUAUAAACUUCUUUAGUAACAUCGACUGCUUUCAUCCCGGAAUAGUUGGUCAUCAAUGGGUGUCAAAAAUAGUAUGGAAUGAACUAUUUCAACCGCAAGCUAAAAAACCAUCCGUGUUUAACUUCCAUGCAAAUCAAACCAUAUAUUGUCCUACUGACUCUGAUAGAAUAGCUACUAAUUAAUAUUAAUAAUAUUUAUAAUACUUGCA
Messenger RNA from Rhizopus microsporus ATCC 52813, 1070 nucleotides. RefSeq lists its product as uncharacterized. Lineage: Eukaryota; Fungi; Mucoromycota; Mucoromycetes; Mucorales; Rhizopodaceae. The record is from RefSeq and is a predicted model, not a curated record. The transcript has 7 exons. The coding region runs from base 1 to 1044 and encodes 347 amino acids. Gene Ontology annotation, biological process: phospholipid metabolic process. Gene Ontology annotation, molecular function: glycerophospholipase activity.